CAGCUCUGAGAGAGGCUGCACACGUAAAUGAAACACGGAAUAGCCCGUUUUAGUGCCCUGCGGAACUGAAGGGGAGCGCAGCGGAAAGAAACCCUGGUCAUGAUUUAACCGACCCAAGCUCGCAGUUUAUCGGUGAAUAAUCGAUGUUUUCUUUAAUAUCGCGGUACUAGGUCUAACGUGGCGCUUGCCACUCAGUCGUAGAAGAAGUGAAGCUGAAGGCCAGGUCGAGCCAGUGAAGUCAAACCGAUCUUGCGAUGCCAGCCGCGGAUGCAGAGCCGGGCAUGAGCACGGGCAUUGCAGCCCCGGCCCCACCGAGCCACCCGCCAGGUGAACGCGCAGUGAGUGUCCUGUGGUCGUUUGGAAAAUGCCUCGGUGCUCUGCUGCCAGUGUACCUGGCCGGAUAUUAUGGCUUCAGCAUCAGCGUAGUCCUGUUCGGUCUGAUGAUCUACAUGGGAUGGAAACACAGUCGGCUGGAGAAAGUGAUGAGGCUCAAGUCUGCUAUGUAUCUGCUGGAGAACGAGAGGGCAUUCACCACCGAGCAGGCGUUCAAAGCUAAGAGGGAUUUACCUCCCUGGGUCAACUUCCCAGAUGUGGAAAAAGUGGAAUGGCUGAACAAGAUCCUGCAGCAGGCUUGGCCCUUUGUAGGCCAGUAUCUGGAGAAGCUGCUGGUGGAGACCAUCGCUCCUGCCAUCCGUGCCUCCAGCAUGCAUCUGCAGACUCUCAGCUUCACCAAGGUCAACAUAGGAGACAAGGCUCUGAAGGUGGUUGGUGUGAAGGCUCACACAGAACACGAUAAGAGACAAGUUAUGUUGGAUUUGUACCUGAGCUACGCCGGUGAUGUCGAGAUCAAUGUGGAAAUCAAAAAGUACUUCUGCAAAGCCGGAGUGAAAGGAGUCCAGCUCCAUGGGAAGCUGCGUGUGAUCCUCGAGCCUCUGAUCGGAGACGUGCCGCUGGUUGGAGCCAUCACAAUGUUCUUCAUUCGCAGGCCUAAACUGGACAUCAACUGGACCGGGUUGACCAACCUGUUAGAUAUCCCUGGGCUCAAUGCCAUGUCGGACACUAUGAUAAUGGAUGCAAUAGCCUCACACCUGGUGCUCCCCAACCGUCUAACUGUUCCCCUGGUGGCCGACCUGCACGUUGCGCAGCUCCGCUCCCCUCUCCCACGGGGAGUUGUGCGCAUCCACCUGCUGGAGGCUGAGGACCUGACUGCCAAGGAUACAGUCAUCAAGGGCUUAAUCGACGGGAAGUCAGACCCGUACGCCGUUCUACGUGUAGGAACCCAGAUAUUCACCUCUCAUCACGUGGACAGCAACCUGAACCCGCAGUGGAGGGAGAUGUAUGAGGUGAUUGUCCAUGAAGUACCUGGUCAGGAGUUGGAAGUGGAAGUUUUUGACAAAGACCCAGACCAGGAUGACUUCCUGGGGAGGGUCAAGGUGGAUCUUGAUAUUGUGAAGAAGGCCAGAGUUGUGGAUGAUUGGUUUAAUCUGAGGGACGUCCCAUCUGGCAGUGUUCACCUCCGGCUGGAGUGGCUCUCUCUGCUGUCCUCUGCUGACAGACUGAGUGAGGUGAUCCAGAAGAACCAGAACUUGACCAGUAAGACGGCUGAUCCUCCAUCUGCCGCCAUCCUGGCCAUCUAUCUUGAUCAAGCUCAUGCGCUGCCUAUGAGAAAAGGCAACAAGGACCCGAGCCCAGUGGCACAGAUUUCCGUUCAGGAUGCAACUAAAGAGAGCAAGACUUGCUACGGGACCAACAGCCCAGUGUGGGAGGAUGCCUUUACCUUCUUUAUUCAGGAUCCCCGCAAACAGGACAUCGACAUUCAAGUGAAAGAUGAUGACCGUGCGCUGUCUCUAGGCAGUCUGACCAUCCCUCUGACCCGUCUUCUGGCGACCCCUGAACUCACCAUGGACCAGUGGUUCCAGCUGGAGAAUUCUGCUUCUGCCAGCCGCAUCUAUGUCAAAAUUGUGCUUAGGGUUUUGUGGCUGAGUGACGAUGCCACUCCUACGACUCCUUCUCCUCGGCCUACGGCCCCUGGGUCUGGCAUGGGUCAGGGGGGAAUCACAUCAGAGCUGAACCCUAUGGGGCCUGGCGGAUUAGGAAAACCUCAACCAACACGACCACAGCACACCACGCCUGACCCCGAGUUUGCAACAGAGGGAGUGUUGCGUAUGCACCUUGUGGAGGCCCAAAACCUGAUAGCAAAGGAUAACUUCAUGGGGGGCAUGGUGAAGGGGAAAAGCGACCCCUACGUUAAGAUCCGUGUGGCUGGUAUCACCUUCCGCAGCCACACCAUCAAAGAAAACCUAAAUCCUAUCUGGAAUGAACUCUAUGAGGUAAUUUUGACCCAGCUUCCUGGUCAGGAGAUCCAGUUUGAGUUGUUUGACAAGGACAUUGAUCAGGAUGACUUCCUCGGAAGGUUCAAGCUCAGCCUACGAGAUAUCAUCAGUGCACAGUUCAUGGAUACGUGGUUCACUCUAAAUGAUGUGAAAUCAGGCCGAGUUCACUUGGUGCUGGAGUGGCUGCCCAGAAUCACUGACCUACCCAGACUGGAGCAGAUCUUGCAGUACCAUUCCCAGCAGUCAUACCACAACAAGGUUGUGCCAUCGGCAGCGGUGCUGUUUGUGUAUGUGGAGCGUGCCCACGGCCUGCCAUUGAAGAAGAGUGGGAAGGAGCCGAAAGUUGGAGCUGAGAUUAUCCUCAAAGGUGUCUCACAUAAAACCAAGAUUUGUGAGCGUUCCACAUCCCCUCGAUGGGACGAAGCCUUUCAUUUUUUGGUUCGUGACCCCAGAGAUGAGAUACUCACAGUGAAGCUCUCUCACAGCUGGGGCCAGGCCCUUGGCUCCUACACACUUCCUCUCAGAGAGGUGCUGCUCGAGCCGGACUUGGUGCUGGACCGAUGGCUCAAUCUGGAUGGAGCAUUGCCUAUCUGUUGUCUUUCAGUCUACAACACAGCUGAAAAUGCAGGCCCAGCAGGCCAGGUGAAGCUUAGCAUCGGCUACUCCAUCGAGGAGAGCAGGCUUGUCAUCACCGUCCACUCCUGCAGAGCUCUGUCAGCCUGCUCAAAGGACGGCGCAGACCCUUAUGUUUCCUUCAUUCUGCUGCCUGACAAGAAGGCCACCACCAAGAGGAGGACCGCCACCAAGAAGAGAGACCUCAACCCAGAAUUCAACGAGAGGUUUGACUUUGACUUCUCUCUGGAGGAGUCCACACAGAGAAGACUGGACCUGUCUGUGAAGAACAGCGUCUCCUUCAUGAGCAGAGAGAGGGAGCUUAUUGGCAAGUUGCAGCUGGACCUGGACCAAAUUGACCUCAAGACUGGUGUCACACAGUGGUAUGAUUUGGUGGCAGAGGCCAACUAG
Molecule: messenger RNA, 3356 nt
Organism: Plectropomus leopardus (leopard coralgrouper)
Lineage: Eukaryota; Metazoa; Chordata; Actinopteri; Perciformes; Serranidae
Source: RefSeq, a predicted model, not a curated record